Molecule: messenger RNA, 2663 nt
Organism: Panicum virgatum (switchgrass)
Lineage: Eukaryota; Viridiplantae; Streptophyta; Magnoliopsida; Poales; Poaceae
Product: calmodulin binding protein PICBP-like
Exons: 4
Coding region: 1031-2344 (437 amino acids)
Molecular function (GO): calmodulin binding
Source: RefSeq, a predicted model, not a curated record
AAAACUAUUCAGUUGCUUGUCUGUCUACAAUUACUUUCUUUCCACAAUUACUUUACAUAAAACUAUUGGCUACCGAUCUUGUAGUUGUUUGUCUGGCUGGUUUAGUUUAAUCAUGGCAAAGGUUGCUUGAGUCUUAGCUCACUCUGCACAUAUGCUUGUAGUUUUAAUGGGUAACAUGCUGGUUUUUUGAGUCUUACCUGAUCCUAGCCUUGUUUUGCUAAUAUGUGUUGCUUGAGAUAAUGACAUUACAGUUUAACACCACAACAUGUUAAUAGAUAUGCUACACAAGAUAUCAGACGAGGAUAUGUGUUAGUGAUGCAGAGAGAUGUUUUGCCUACAUGGUGAUCAUAGCUUGCUCUUUACGUAUGUUUAAUAGUUUUUUAAAUAGUAAUUUUCUUGUUUAUUACUAUUAUUUAAAACUACACGCACGUACAUUUUACUAGUUUACCAAACAAUUAGUGUGAUAUAUUAAACUGUAAAGUAACCCUCUAGUACAUAAUUAAUGCAUGCCCAAUAAAGAGGAUUUUAUGCAAUACUGCCAUUAAAGUUUAGCAACAGUAGAGCAAAACGAAACGGAUUUUCUCUUAAUUAGCUCCCCAGAAAACAGCUAACAAAAUUGAGCAGGCCAACAGAGGAGCAGAGUGCUAGGACUAGGGGUGUGGUGUUGGGAUGAGCAGUAGGAAGCACACAGCAAGGGAGGCAGCCACAAAACCGGGUGCACAGGAUCCUCGCCCACACAAGAUACGGCGAGCAUUCAAAAUUCCGCCCCCUCCUCGACGAUUCCAAAAGCCCCGAAGCCAAGCCAAGCCGCCCGCCGCCGCCGCCGCCGGCCUCCGAAUCCAACGGAAGGAAGCCCAACGAACCCAUCCAAAUCCCGCAAGGAUCACCACCUUCCUUGUUCGCAUCGGCAUUACCCCACCCCACAGCUCCACCAAAACCUUCCCCUUCUCGCCCCGUCACCUCCCUUCCCUUCCCCCUCGCCGCCUUCGCCUCGGAGAAGCAAGCGGAGAACUCCAAGGAACCCGCCGCCAUGAAGCAGAGGAAGCAGGCGCGCAAGAAGCCCAAAGAUCCCGGCGCCGUUCCCGACGGGGACGCCGUGCCGGCCAGGGGUCAUCCCGGGGGCAGGGGAGGCGGCGUGAUGGCCCGGGCGCCGCUCCCCGGCUACAUGAGGGCGACGACUUGCUCCGACGCGAAGGCCGGCACCGGCGGCCGGGCGGCGGCCCCCGCCGCGCCGCCGCCCAAGCGGGAGCCGGUGAGAGCGAAGGUCGUGUUCACGGCGGCGGCGCCGCGCGUGGGCCGGGCCACGUGCUCCUCCACCUUGAAGGGGCCCGGCGCCGGCGGGGCGCACGUCUGCCCGUACGGCUACUGCUCCCUCAAGGGUCACGUCCACGCGUCCGUGGCCCCCCUCAGCAGCUUCGUGGCCUCGCGGAGGCGGCUGAUCAAGACCCAGCAGAGCAUGAAGCUCAAGGGCGCCUCCCCGUUCCGCAGGCCCAACUACGGCGCGGGCGAUGGCUUCUUCGUCGAGAUUCGCGCCGGCGCGCCGCCGGCGGGCUCGGACGUGAGCUGCAGCGAUCUCUCCACGGAGGAGGUGGACGCGAUGGUGAGGCGGAUGGAGUACGUCAUGUUUGAUCACCUGAGUUGUGGGGAUGAUGCGGAGGGCAGGGCGAAAGGUUCGGGUGCUUCGGUGGACGGUUCUUGCGGAUCCAGUGAUGUGAUUUCAGAUGCUUCGGUCGAGCUGUUGGGGACGUCCAAGCAUCGCCGCCGCAGGGAGGAGGCUGCUUUGGUGGAUCACCAAGACGGAGACUCUGGUGCCUGCAAGUCGGACAUUUCUGAAGAGCUGGAUGCUAAACAUGAAACAAGCAUUCCUCAAGAUAGUGUCUGCAAUACUCCAAAGGAAUCAUCAGCUGAUACUAUUUCCAGCGCGCUCAGUGGGAUAAGCUUCGAAGAUGUUAGUUCUGAUUGUGCUGAUGCAACAUCCUCUCAGAGGAGCAAGCUGAGUAUUACCAGGAGGAGGAAAACAUCUGAAGAGGUUGGAGAGCAAAUGCGUCCUUUCAAACCCAAGCCCCCAAAUUUUCUUCCAGCAGCAACUGGUCGAGAGGCAGAGAAAGUUGAUCUCAGGCAUCAGAUGGUGGAGGAUCGGAGGACAGCUGAGGAGUGGAUGGUUGAUUACGCUCUUCGGAAGGCUGUGCAGAAAUUAGCUCGUGCUCGGAAGAGGAAAGUGGAGAUGCUUGUGCAGGCCUUUGAAACCGUUCUACCCACAGUUGCCAAUGAGAAGAAGCAGCUACACCAAGACGGUGACAAGGCAAGCUACACUCUUACUAGGCCUUCUCAAGCCUGCAGCUGAGCGUUUCAGAGUUUGUGGGUAGCUGGACUAAUCAUAAUCUGAAGGUUCUCAACGGUCACUGCAAUAUUAGUGCCAGAGACCUGCUCAACAAAUAGGGAGCAGAGAGCUGCUUACUGUCACUGUUUUCUUAUCGGGUAGUUGAGCUGCUAGGAGCUCACUGAGUUGGGUUAGUGCAAGACCUAUUGCAUGUACAUACGUCUCUUAUGCUCUAGUUUAGUGAUGAGAAAUGAGUGUAGGAGACUUGCAAACUCGAAAGAAUGUUGGGAUGUACUAUUCCUCAGACAGAUCAAUAAAGCUCUUAUUGGCUGACAUUUGUUUC